Messenger RNA from Pleurotus ostreatus (oyster mushroom), 615 nucleotides. RefSeq lists its product as uncharacterized. The record is from RefSeq and is a predicted model, not a curated record. Bases 1 to 615 code for a protein of 204 amino acids. Lineage: Eukaryota; Fungi; Basidiomycota; Agaricomycetes; Agaricales; Pleurotaceae. The transcript is spliced from 4 exons.
AUGAUCAUGUCUUCCGCUGGCUGCUCCAGUUCUACAUCACUCCUCGAAAAAGACAGUCUGCUACGAGAGCUCCCAGCCUCUGGCACGUAUAAAGUGAAAUACAACCCCGAUCAGGAUUGGGAUUUCCACCUCGACACCGCGCAAAGCCCGGUAGAUGUCGAGCUCGUCCUCCCGCACUAUCGCGCGCGAAAUCAACCAGUAGAUCAUCGCAUGAGCAUGAUGGUCUGCAAUGACGCGGGGUCGCUCAAAGUUAAAGUUUGCCGCCCCUCACAUCGAUCAAAGUUCUAUCUCGAGGUGCAGUCGGAGAGUUCGGAUGUCACGGUGUGGCUACCCUCCGACUUUCGAGGGCAGAUACAUCACUCCGGUCGCGCAAAAUAUUCCGCCGGUUUCGUAAAUCGGAUAUUGCAGAAUGUCCGUCUCAACGAGGGCGUUUAUGAUGACGUUAUGGAGGAAGACGAGGUGGUCGUGUAUACGCAUGGCACAAUAGCCUUCCGCAUGUGGGACACGCAGACGCGGGCACCGGAAAACUCGCGCAAGGAGAACCUGAAGCGACUGUUCGGCUGUGGGCGAAAAGCUCCGGAGACAGCCAUCGAUUGGGAUUUCCUUCUUGACUAG